AAAGCUCACUUCCUCUCUUUUUUCAAGUACCGUGGACCACACCUAAAAACGACACAGAGACACAGAGAAUUAAGGAUGUUGGAGCUGUGGCGCAAGCCACUCCAGAUGUGCUUUGGUUGUGGACAAGGAGGGAACGAUGAUAGGCUCCUCUGGGACAUGGACUUGAAGCCCCAUGCUUCAGGGGACUAUUCAAUUGCAGUGGUACAAGCUAAUUCAACCUUGGAAGACCAAGGACAAGUGUUUACCUCUCCCUCAGCAACUUUUGUUGGCGUAUACGAUGGUCAUGGUGGACCUGAAGCUUCUUAUUUCAUCACCAACCAUCUCUUCUCCUUCCUUCAUGAGUUCGCUUCAGAGGAAGGUGGUUUGUCGGAGCAAGUGAUAAAGAAGGCCUUUGAUGCAACUGAAAUGGAAUUUUUGCAUUUAGUGAAGCAAUCGUGGACUGCACGGCCACAGAUUGCUUCAGUGGGUUCGUGUUGUAUUCUGGGAGCAAUUUCAAACAGCGUUCUUUAUAUUGCUAAUCUCGGUGAUUCGAGGGCAGUUCUGGGUCGGAAAGCACUGGGAGGAGAGGUAAAUUGUGCUCCUGUUGUGGCAGAGCGUUUGUCUACUGAUUAUAAUGUUGGAGUGGAGGAGGUCAGAAAGGAGGUUGAGGCUCUUCACCCUGAUGAUGCAGACAUUGUCGUUUACACUCGUGGAUUUUGGCGAAUCAAGGGCAUUAUUCAGGUGUCAAGAUCAAUUGGAGAUGUUUAUCUAAAGAAACCCGAGUUUGACGAUAAUCCUCUGUUCCAACAAUUAGUUUGUCCAGUACCUUUAAAGAGAUCUGUAAUGACAGCAGAACCAUCCAUAUUGACGCGGAAAUUGAAGGCAGAAGAUUUGUUUUUGAUAUUUGCAUCAGACGGACUUUGGGAACAUUUAACUGAUGAAGAGGCUGUUCAAAUCAUAUUAAGAAGUCCAAGAACAGGGAUAGCAAAACGAUUGGUGAGAGCUGCAGUGGAAGAGGCUGCAAAGAAAAGAGAAAUGAGAUAUGAGGACUUAAAGAGAAUUGAGAAAGGUCAAAGGCGCCAUUUCCAUGAUGAUAUUACAGUGAUCGUUCUGUACCUCGAUCAUUCACGAGGUUCUCUAGAUGGUAGCUCAAGACAUCGAGGAGUCUAUGAUUGUAUCAGUACUCCUGUUGAUAUCUUCUCUCUGAAUGCACAUGAAGCUGACCUGUUAACUGAAUAAGCUACUAGCACUUGCGUCGCGACUGCCUUUUACCUAGAAAUUGAUCGCACAUAAAAUGAUAGGUACGGGUUAGAAAUUUCAAUAAUUAACGGUAGACGUUGUAAAUGUGAUGUAAACUGGCAAUUGCAGAUUGACGUUUGCUUACAAUGUGGUGAUGCAGAAGAGUUGGGCAUCUUUCAUUUGUUGACGUUUGCUACGGACUUUUUUUUUUGGUAAACUGUUACGGACUUACAAUGGACUUAC
Messenger RNA from Gastrolobium bilobum, 1461 nucleotides. RefSeq names its product probable protein phosphatase 2C 63. Gene Ontology annotation, biological process: protein dephosphorylation. The transcript is spliced from 4 exons. The record is from RefSeq and is a predicted model, not a curated record. The coding region runs from base 76 to 1218 and encodes 380 amino acids. Lineage: Eukaryota; Viridiplantae; Streptophyta; Magnoliopsida; Fabales; Fabaceae. Gene Ontology annotation, molecular function: cation binding; protein serine/threonine phosphatase activity.